AGAUGGCGCUCUCCGAGGUCAGGAGGAGGCCUGCCCAGAACAAAGAGGGCGGCCACGACGGGGCGGAACCGGAAGCGCGCGUCGGACGGAGCGCGGGCCGCUGGCGGCACAGGAGCGCGCUGCGGCGCGAGUCCGGGCAUGAAGCUGGGCCGGGCCGCGCUGGGCCUGCUGCUGCUGGCGCCGUGCGUGGUGCGCGCAGUGGAGCCCAUCAGCCUGGGGCUCGCGCUGGCCGGCGUGCUCACCGGCUACAUCUCCUAUCCGCGUCUCUACUGCUUCUUCGCCGAGUGCUGUGGCCAGAGGCGGAGCCUGAGCCGGGAGGCACUGCAGAAGGACCUAGACAGCAAGCUCUUCGGACAGCAUCUUGCAAAGAAGGUCGUCCUGAACGCUGUGGCCGGUUUCCUGAGCAACCCGAAGCCCAAGAAGCCCCUGACCCUCUCGCUGCACGGGUGGACGGGCACUGGCAAGAAUUUCGUCAGCAAGAUCAUCGCGGAGAACAUUUACGAGGGCGGGCUCAACAGUGACUAUGUGCACCUGUUCGUGGCCACGCUGCACUUCCCGCACGCGGCCAACGUCACCCUGUAUAAGGAUCAGUUACAGCAGUGGAUCCGAGGCAACGUGAGCGCCUGCGCAAGGUCUAUCUUCAUCUUCGAUGAGAUGGACAAGAUGCACGCCGGCCUCAUCGAUGCCAUCAAGCCCUUCCUGGACUACUACGACGUGGUGGACGAGGUCUCCUACCAGAAGGCCAUCUUCAUCUUCCUCAGCAACGCGGGGGCUGAGCGCAUCACUGACGUGGCGCUCGAUUUCUGGAGGAGUGGGCGAAGCAGGGAAGACAUCCAGCUCAAGGACAUGGAGCAGGCCCUGUCCGUGGCGGUCUUCAACAACCGGAACAGUGGCUUCUGGCACAGCAGCCUCAUCGACCGGAACCUCAUCGACUACUUUGUCCCCUUCCUCCCCCUGGAGUACAAACACCUCAAGAUGUGCAUUCGCGUGGAGAUGGAGUCCCGAGGCUAUGAGAUCGACGAGGACAUCGUAGCCAGGGUGGCCGACGAGAUGACAUUUUUCCCCAAGGAGGAAAGAGUAUUCUCUGACAAGGGUUGCAAAACUGUGUUCACCAAGUUGGAUUAUUACCUCGAUGACUGACGGCCCCGGGGCAGCUCUCCCCUCUGCUCCCGCAGCCACGGCCGGGCCAGGCUCCCGGCGCUGUCCCUGGCAGAUGGGACGCACUUCUGGAUGCUGCCUUCAUCUGCGGAGGCCGCUGGCACCCACCCCUUAGUGAUCAUGAACACAGAUGAAAACUUCCAGGACCUUCCAAGAGGAAGUGGACAGCCCCCAGCCCACGCCUUCCAGGGCUCAUGAAUUUUUUAAAAGUACAUGUUAAGCCCUGUGUGGUGGUGCA
Messenger RNA from Octodon degus (degu), 1396 nucleotides. RefSeq names its product torsin family 1 member A (gene Tor1a). The transcript has 5 exons. Lineage: Eukaryota; Metazoa; Chordata; Mammalia; Rodentia; Octodontidae. Bases 139 to 1140 code for a protein of 333 amino acids. Gene Ontology annotation, biological process: protein localization to nucleus; nuclear membrane organization. Gene Ontology annotation, molecular function: kinesin binding; ATP hydrolysis activity; ATP binding. Gene Ontology annotation, cellular component: endoplasmic reticulum; nuclear envelope; endoplasmic reticulum lumen. The record is from RefSeq and is a predicted model, not a curated record.